AUGGCUGAAACCGCUCCAGCUGCUGCCGUCCCACCGGCCAAAGCACCCAAGAAGAAAUCCGCUGCCAAAGCCAAGAAAACGGGACCAAGUGUGGGUGACCUCAUCGUCAAAGCUGUCUCGGCUUCCAAGGAGAGGAACGGCGUCUCUCUCGCCGCCCUGAAGAAAGCGCUCGCCGCCGGUGGCUACGACGUGGAAAAGAAAAACGCCCGCGUCAAGAUCGCCAUCAAGAACCUGGUGACUAAAGGCACUCUGGUCCAGACUAAAGGGACCGGCGCUUCCGGGUCUUUUAAACUGAACAAGCAGCAAGCAGAGACCAAGAAGAAACCUGCGAAGAAAGCCGCUCCUAAAGCAAAGAAGCCCGCCGCUGCCAAGAAGCCCAAGACUGCAGCGACAAAGAAGACCGCCGCUAAGAAAUCACCCAAGAAAGCGAAGAAACCAGCUGCCAGCGCCGCUAAAAAGGCAACAAAGAGCCCCAAGAAAGCAAAGAAGCCAGCGGCUCCUAAGAAAGCAGCGAAGAGCCCCAAAAAAGCAAAGGCUGCUAAACCCAAGACGACAAAGCCCAAAGCAGCUAAGCCUAAAAAGACACCAGCGAAGUCCGCACCUAAGAAGGGGUCCAAGAAGGCCGUUACUAAAACCGCCGUCAAGGGCGGUAAGAAGCGCAAGAGGUCCAGGAAGGAGAGCUAUGCUAUCUACGUCUACAAGGUCCUGAAGCAGGUUCAUCCCGACACCGGGAUUUCCUCUAAGGCCAUGGGCAUCAUGAACUCUUUCGUCAAUGAUAUUUUCGAGCGUAUCGCCGGUGAGUCCUCUCGUCUCGCUCACUACAACAAGCGCUCCACCAUCACAUCGAGAGAGAUCCAGACCGCCGUGCGUCUGCUGCUGCCUGGUGAACUCGCCAAACACGCCGUGUCUGAGGGAACAAAGGCUGUCACCAAGUACACCAGCUCCAAAUAAAGCUUCAGUCCAGCUUUUCAACACCCAAAGGCUCUUUUAAGAGCCACCCACUUCAUCAGAUAAAUGAGCAUCCAGUUUUGUUUAAAGAGUUAAAGCAAGUUCUCUUGCUUUGGUUUAAAUGUUUCUUUAUUAAGGUUACAGUUUCUGCUUAUCUCAAACAUGUAGGUAAAUGUGUAUUCUGAGUCGUAAAAUAUAUCAAAAGCAGUGACAGAAUGUCUUUUUACUGUGUUUUUGUUAGGUUAGCACAUCUAUCAGAAUUGUCACAUGUCCUGCUCUUCCUCAUACUCUUCAUCUGCCUCUCAGACUGUUUCCAAUCCACACAAUCUAAAAAAAAUCAAUAGAAAAAGUGUGUACAAUUUUGAGUUGUUGUAUUUGCUUGAUGAAAACUGUUGUACUUUUGUUCAACUUUUGCCUGUGUUUAGCAUUUGUAAACAAGUUCAUUGCCGUGUAAAAUGUGUGUUUUAGGGAGAAGUUUGUUUCGAGUUUUGCAAAAAGAGCGCAUGAUUGGACAUAUAUGGGUUUAGGGCCACUAUGAAUUUGGUUAAAAGAUUGGGGUUAAGUUUUUAAGCAAUUCAGAAAAACUGUAAAAAAAUAGAAUUUUGUUAUUAUGACCUAAGUAAAUAAGUCUAGUUUCAAGACAAAUAAUAUACAAUUUAAGUGAAAUCAACCAAAAUUAUCUUCCAAUUGGGUGAGAAAUUUUUUUUUGAAAAAAGAUUUCGUUUAUCUUAAACACUUAAUUCAAGUAAAAUUUUCUCACCCCAUUGACAGAUAAAUUUUUGCUACGGUUACUCACAUAACCCGAAAGUUACCUCAGUUUUUGGAACCAAAAGCAGAGGUUAUCCGCUUAUUUGAGUAAGUAACAUAACCUGCUUUCUGGAAUACACCCAUGGG
Messenger RNA from Paramisgurnus dabryanus, 1842 nucleotides. RefSeq lists its product as uncharacterized. The record is from RefSeq and is a predicted model, not a curated record. Gene Ontology annotation, biological process: nucleosome assembly. Gene Ontology annotation, cellular component: nucleosome. Lineage: Eukaryota; Metazoa; Chordata; Actinopteri; Cypriniformes; Cobitidae. Gene Ontology annotation, molecular function: structural constituent of chromatin; DNA binding; protein heterodimerization activity.